GGCAUGAGGCGGCAGGAGGCGCUGGGGACGCCGGCGGGGACGGCCGAGGCCACCGACCGGGAGCAGCCGCGGCCCGCCGGGCUGGGGAGCCGGGUGUGCGCGGAGCCGGGCGGCCCGGAGCCCCGCCAGCCCCGUGAACAGUGGAAGACAUUUCUAUACUGUGAGCCACAUAGGAGAAUCAGGGAGGUGCUGGAAGAGGAGCUCUACAUAAGGAGGGAUGAAUGCCACGUUAAAAGUCCUCCUGCAGUGGCUCUGGAUGGGGUUUGGAGCAUUCAGAGGAAUCUCCCUGUGGGAAGUGCAAAGCCAGGACAGCCGAGUCGGAACAGUUUACUCCCACAAGCCAAGUACUAUUCAAGACACGGAGGCCCGAGAAGAUAGGAGACGGACGCCAUUUUCCACAGAGACAAACUUUCUUUCCCCUAAUGUCUGAAGAACAGAAGAAACCCAAGCUUGUUUCUCGAUUUAAGAUGUUUGAAAAAAGUGUUUAUUAGUCUAUAACAUCUAUUUAUAAAUCAG
This is a messenger RNA of Nannospalax galili (Upper Galilee mountains blind mole rat), 516 nucleotides long. RefSeq names its product chromosome unknown C11orf97 homolog (gene CUNH11orf97). The record is from RefSeq and is a predicted model, not a curated record. The transcript is spliced from 5 exons. NCBI's taxonomy places the organism in Eukaryota, Metazoa, Chordata, Mammalia, Rodentia, Spalacidae. Gene Ontology annotation, cellular component: ciliary base. Bases 4 to 378 code for a protein of 124 amino acids.